This is a messenger RNA of Colletotrichum graminicola M1.001, 186 nucleotides long. RefSeq lists its product as uncharacterized. Lineage: Eukaryota; Fungi; Ascomycota; Sordariomycetes; Glomerellales; Glomerellaceae. Bases 1 to 186 code for a protein of 61 amino acids. The transcript has 2 exons. The record is from RefSeq and is a predicted model, not a curated record.
AUGGCAAAACAAGAAACAAAAGAAGCCCCCAAGCUACCAGUGAAGGUCGAUCUCGCAUUGCCGCCUCUAUACCGAGGCAACGGCUCCUAUACCGAAAAUCCCAAAGGUGUCCGUGACGUCCAGUUUGCUAUGCCGGGGUCGCGAACCAAGCCAGCUGUCUUCAAGAAAUGGAGCGGCAAGUCUUGA